Molecule: messenger RNA, 1794 nt
Organism: Rotaria sordida
Lineage: Eukaryota; Metazoa; Rotifera; Eurotatoria; Philodinida; Philodinidae
Source: the annotation of a GenBank genome assembly
AUGGCAUUAAUUAAAGGAGAUAAAUCUUCAUCAAAAUAUAAUCAAGAAGUUGCAAAUAAUAAUGAAAAUGAAACUCGACCAACAACAGCUGUUGCCGAUCCUAAGAGUAAAUGGUUACCAGCACAUGCUGAUUUCGUUGCAGGAAUCAAUACAGUUGAAACAUGUAUGGAACUUGUAGAUUUAUUUGCGGAAGGUUCAGUUAAUUUAGUUAUUGCGGAUUUUGGAAAUAUUCUUUUAAUGCCAAAACUACAAACAAAAUUAAAAGUUUUUAAAGGAUUUUCAUUACUUAAAGAAAAUAAUCUUACAGAUUUACCAUGUGCUGUUGUUGCUUGUUAUAUGGAUACUCUUCAACCAAGAAUUCCUGCAUUGGCUGUUGCAUCUGGUUCAGCAGUAUUUCUUUUUAAAUCUCUCCGUCCUUAUUAUAAAUUUGUAUUACCUCAAUUAGAUAUAGCUCAAGUAGAAAAAGAUGUUUGGCUUAAAGCUCGAGAGGGUAAUAUUGAUAUUCAAGCAAUGCAUGAUGUUCUUAAUGAUCUUCAUCGUGCUGGCACUACUACUUUAACACAUCGAUCAUACAUGUUUUUACAAAUAUCAAACAAUAAUGAAGCACAUCAAUUCGUUGAACAUUAUAAAAAUAUUGAAUUAAAACAACAGAGUUGUAUAACAUGUAUGAAAAAAUUAAAUAAAAAUUCAGCUGAUGAGGAUGCACUUAAUUGUCUUGUUAUUGGUACUGAGGAUCAACAUAUUUAUAUAAUUGAAUCUGAAGCAUUUACAAUACUUGCUACAAUGAAUUGUCCUGCAACUCCAUCAUUUCUUGAUGUAUCCGGUGUUUAUGAUGUUGAAUUUCGAAUAUUAGCUGCUUGUCGUAAUGGAUAUAUAUAUUUAUUUCGAAGAGGUAAUCCACAACCACGAAAUGCAAUUUAUUUAAAUUCAAUUGCUGUUGGUAUUGAACGUUUUGGUAAAAAUAUAAUUGUCGGUUGUAUGGAUUCAUCAUUACAUUGUUAUACAACAAAAGGUAAACGUUAUUGGAGACAUAUAUUACCAGCUCAAAUAACUGCAAUGUGUCAAAUUGAUUAUCGUCCAAAAGAUAAAUUUCUUGUUGAUGUUAUUCAAAUUGAAGAAAAUGUUUAUGCAAUGAAAUUUGGACGAUUAGGACGAGAAGAUGCAACAUUAGUAAUGAUUACAAAAAAUGGUGGACUUGUAAUAAAAAUUCUAAAACGUACAGCAGUCUUUGAAGAAAAUGAUGUUCUUCAUGGUCCACCAAAAGAACAACAAGUUAAAAUCGAUGUACCAAAACGAACAAAACUUUACGUUGAUCAAACAUUACGUGAAAAAGAACAAGCAGAAAAUAUGUAUCGAAUAUUUCAACAAGAUUUAAUUCGUUUAAAAUUAUUAACUGGUAAAGAAUUUCUUAAAUCAGUUCAAGCUGGUUUAAAUCCAGUUGCUAAAACAAAAACUGAAACUAUACGAAUUAAUGCUGAAGUACAUGGUCUUGGUCCACGUUUUAAAUUAACUGUUAAACUUCAAAAUACAUCAUCAAUAUCAUUAUUACCAAUCAUUGAUCUAUUUCUAUCAUUUACAUAUGAUGAGAAUAUUUAUAAUCUUAAUCCAAACUAUGUUGAGAUUCCAAUUCUUAUCAAUGGAAUUGAAUAUGGUUUUUGUUCAUUUGUUACAUGUAUUACAGAUAAAGCUAUAUCGGAUAUAAUUAAAGUAUUUGUUUGUCGACGUGAUUCAACUGUACCAUUAAUAUCUGCAGUUAUUAAUAUGCCAGUUGCUGAACCAAAUAUUUCGAUAUAA